Exophiala xenobiotica is the source of this 2481-nucleotide messenger RNA. RefSeq lists its product as uncharacterized. Bases 1 to 2481 code for a protein of 826 amino acids. The record is from RefSeq and is a predicted model, not a curated record. Gene Ontology annotation, biological process: circadian rhythm; regulation of DNA-templated transcription. Gene Ontology annotation, cellular component: cytoplasm; nucleus. The transcript has a single exon. NCBI's taxonomy places the organism in Eukaryota, Fungi, Ascomycota, Eurotiomycetes, Chaetothyriales, Herpotrichiellaceae.
AUGGCUCAACAGGAUAGCUAUCAGCAACCCGGGCGCCUUCAGUCGGUAGCUGACGAAGCCUUCGGCCAGGCGGCCCAAGAUGACAAUGAGAGGGAUGAGCUCCGCGGUGUCAUCGACGACUUGACCGUAGAGAACAAAAGAUUGAAGAAGCUUCUCAAAGACUGGCAGUCUCGCCCGGGUCCUUCUUCAUCUGGUUCUGACAGCAUCAUCGAAGUUCGGAUGCAUGGGUUGCCUGCGGAAAAGAAGAGAGAAUUGGAACGACUGCUAAAGACCUUUGCGCAUAGCUUGAAUGGAGAGUCACCGUCACAGCCAGAUACAUUCGCGCCCGUCGAGAAGUCACCGCCCAGCCCGGAGACAAGCCUUCCAACUGGGCAGAAACUCGAACAUAUGAACACGGAUUCCGGAUAUGCCUCCAUCUCCAACUCUGGCUUGAAUUCCUCUUCUGGAACAGCGAAGCUCCAUGAGCCGGUGUCGAAGCGGAAGAAGGACACGGACAUCAAGAAUUAUCUGCACGACAUUCCCGACUCGUUGUUGCCACAGAAUACCACGUCUGUGAGUGACAGCGCAAAGAUGGCUCUGGUGGUACAGAGGUUGGAGCAACUGUUUACUGGAAACACGGCCCAGCCUGGAGAGCAUAGCCUGCCCGUCCAACAGCAGAAGAUUUCUCGUGAUGCCGCGAAGGCGGACCGCGCCGAAGAUCGUCGACAAAACCGGACAGUCAAAGUCGAAGGGUCACGUGAAGCGAAUGUGCUGCCCCCCGACUCCAAGAUCAAUUUCGAUGCCAUGGAACAGGAGCAACAGACAGCAUCCUACAGAUUCGGCGACAAAGAAGCGUCGUCGUCAUCAGGGACUCCAGGGUCGCUAGAGCGCCCUGUGUCGCCCAACCAACGGCCAACACGGCCUUUGGACCUUGAUAUUCAUCGGGCACAGGUUGCUGAAGACAAUCUCAAGUACAUUCAGCACUUGGGUCUUUCGUCAUCCGAAGUGGGACGAAGUCCAGACGGCAGAAAGCAGCCCUGGGUCUACUUAAAUCUGCUCAUCAGCAUGGCUCAACUUCACACGCUCAAUGUGACCCCUGCCUUUGUCCGAAAAGCCAUCAAACAAUUGAGCACUCAGUUUGAGCUUUCCAAAGACGGACACAAGGUACGCUGGAACGGCGACGCAUCGUACGCCUUCUCGCCUAGCUUUGCGAUGAGCCCAGACUCGGUCGGCCGGCGCAUCUCAGAGGACGUACCUGAUGAAGGUGGUCGUCGCAGUGGAAGUGCCACGAGCACGUUGAAUGAACAAUCGUCGACGUCGCACUCAGACGACAAGAAGAUGAGAGGGAAGCCAAGUACCACGACUUCGAAAUUGGUCACGUCGACCACCACGUCGUCAAACGCCGCCAUCAACCAGCCUUCAUCAAUGUCCAAGUCCUCGACUUUUGACUACAAGCCCAUCGUCUUUAAGGGAAAGAAGAAACCGUUGAAACCCAGCAAUUCUUACUUGGACUCUUCAAGCUCUCAUGAAGGCUACUCGCCAGAUUCCAGCGGUCUUACACACGUCUUAAGCCGUUCGAGCCUCAGGUCCAGGGACGAUGCUCGAGACGGACUGAUGACCUUCUAUAGCAACCCCUAUUUCUGCACAGACUUGAGCGGAGAUCGAUCACCCAUUAACAUGCGGUCUUUGGAUUCUGAAGAGGGGCGAGAAGUCUUGGGGUUGGCCAAGGAACGCCAGCCGGAAGACGAGAUCAAACGAGAUGUUAAUGCUUGCUAUUUCACAGCCAGAGUGGACAGGCACUUGAGUAUUUGGCCGGCCAUAUGUCCAUCAAUCAAGAUGGAUCUCCCACCUGUCGACGCGGCUGGAGAAGAUGAAACGCAACCUAUUGAGCUCGAGGCAUCAGGGAUUGGCGGUAUCCGACCAGAAGAUAACUUUGCUCUUGAUGUCAAGGUCGCCAGAUGCAGACUCAGGGGUAGUGAGCGCAAGGACAAAGGAAAGGGAAAGGGAAAGGGAAGAAGAGGUGGCGGCCAAAGGUACUCGUAUCGGACUGAGAAGUGCACCAAGCUCUCUCUUCAACCAUCUCGCCUCCCACCGCCAAGUUACGUCUUCUUCGCUACCAGCUCUAGUUCGAGCGCUGAUAAGGGCCAUUUCUACGGAGAUUCAGAGAGCGAGUCCUCUGUUCAUGAUGAUUCACCUGCUCCUGCCGGAUUACUUUGGCAAUGGUCUUCGACCUCGAAUGAACGACAGCUUCCGGACGACGAUUCGGAAGCCAGCUCGUCCUUUGGUGUACUCGAAGCAGCACGGGCGAGGUUGCGGGAUCCAAGGACUGUAGCACCACAAGAUCGUGACUACAUUCUCGAUCCCUCUGGCAGGACGAUGAGCGGAAGUUUGGCGGCAACUGUGGGUGCGAGCUGGUCUGCAAGAUCAGUCGUCGAACCAGAGACAGCGCUCGAGGAAGGUGACCUAUCGAGUGACAUGAGUGUCGAUGAGGACAGUCAUUGA